UGUCAUGACCGAAAUAAAUAAAUAAAUAAAUAAAUAAAUGUAGAUGAUGUUGUCGAAAUAUCAGAACGAAAGCAGUGUCAGUAAACUUUGGGAAAAGAGAAAUCCACAACUAAUAACAACUAACAACUAAUUUGUUGAAAUCCUCUUUAUGUCAAAAAGCGAUCACUCAAUAUACUUAUUUAGAAAAAGGCAAAAAACGGAGCUAACCACUGGCUGGGGUAACUGUCUGUCACUGAGCCGUCUGCUUAGCUGUGCACUUACCUGCCCGCACACCUCCUCAGUGAUGGUAGCCAAAAGUUGGUUCACAGACAUCCACUACAGACAGUGAUGUCCAGUGUUUUGGGGGCAGACCUCUUCAGAGAGGACCACGAAGUAGGUGAGAGUAAGUGUAGCUUGCUUUUCCUAGACUUAAAACCAUUGAUUAUGUCUGAACGCAUAAAUUACUGUGUCAAUGGAAAAAAAAACAUAAGCUGUUCCUGUUUGGGGUCAAAGGGAGCUGAAGGUGGCCUCAUAGACUUCUUAAUUUUAAAAGUGUUGUGGUUAUCGAGCAGUGACGUGCGGUCAGGUCAAUCUUGAAAAGAAAAAGAGAAGUUGAUUCUAAAAUAUAAUACAUUUUAAUAUAUGUCACCUGGUAUGUAUUACAAAUCCCUUUUCCGUACGAAUCCAGUAAUAAAAAAAGAUAUUUACAAUUAAUUAUGUCCCGUUCAAAUACAGGCAGGAGGCAGCACCUUGCUGUGCCGCUCGGUGUUAUCCUAUGGUAAUACCUCACAAACAGUGCCUGUAUGCGAUGCAAAUAAUGUGUCGCUGUGAUUCUGUAUAUCCAAAAUAAAACUAACGCAGACUAGUUAUGAAACAGCAGUGAAAAGUCACUCGGUGAGGCAAACAGUUACGCCUGACUCAAGGCAGAGGGCGCUGUGAGCAGGCAUGAACUGGCCAUCAGGUUGAAUUUCUUGAAGGACAUUGAGCUCGUCCAAUGAAAGCUCUGAGCCCUCCCCUUCCUCAGUAUCCUCCCUCCUUCCUUCCCAGGUAAUCAAAUGUUGCUAUUUGAGUUAAGACGUAACGGCGGAGUUGGAGCGAACGAACGAAUUAUGGAUAAAAAGCGUAAGGGGGCGCAGCGAAACUCGGGGAAAAAGGCUCAAAAUGACAACAACAAGUUCCGCGGGUGCAGGGCCGUCGGCGACGGCGUCAUCAUCAUCAUUGAGUGCGGAAGCAGUCCUAUCGAGUCCACCGGGGGCUGUCGGAGUGACACAUUCAGGUGGAUUCAGAUGAGGAGGAGGAGGAGAAGAGAGGAGACCCACAAGACCCAGUAACGACAGAUUAAGGAGCUACACACAGACUUGGAUGUAGGCGGCCGGAACAUCAAAUACGUCCUGGCAGGUGAAGGGGCUGGCACCAUCUUCGCCAUCAAUGAGUUAACGGGUGACAUCCACGCCAUGAAGAGGCUGGACCGCGAAGAAAAGGCAGAGUACACGCUGACUGCCCAGGUCGUCAAUGCCGAUACGGAUGAGCCCUUGGAGCCGCCGUCCGAGUUCAUCAUUAAAGUCCAGGACAUAAAUGACAAUCCACCACAGUUCAUCGAAGGCCCGUACCGAGCCUCUGUUCCAGAAAUGUCUGCUGUUGGUACCCCAGUUACCCGGGUAACAGCUACAGACGCCGACGAUCCAGUGUACGGGAACAGCGCUAAACUGGUCUACAGUAUAUUGGAGGGGCAACCAUAUUUUUCCAUAGACCCUAAUUCUGCGACCAUAAAAAUUGCUCUCCAUGGGAUGGAUCGGGAGAUGAGAGAGGAAUACCUGGUGGUCAUUCAGGCCAAGGAUAUGGGAGGUCACAUGGGGGGCUUGUCUGGCACCACAACAGUGACCGUCACACUCACGGACAUCAACGACAACCCACCGAAGUUCUCUAAAAGUUUGUAUGAGUUUGUAAUCCCCGAAGACCUGCCGCUGGGGACAAUGGGAGGCAAGGUGAAGGCAAAUGAUAGAGACAUCGGCGAGAAUGCCAAGUCGUCAUAUGGCAUCAUCGAAGGGGACGACCAAGGCACGUUUGAGAUUGCUACGGAUGCGCAGACGCAAGAGGGGAUUCUCCGACUGAAAAGGCCGUUGGACUACGAAAGCAAGAGAGCCUACACGCUGAAAGUGGAGGCCACCAACCUCCGCCUGGAGCCGAGCAGCGGGCCCUUCAAAGACACAGCCACGGUGAAGAUCGUGGUCGAAGACGCCGACGAGCCCCCCGUUUUCUCCAGACCUAUGUACUUACUGGAAGUGAACGAGAACGCCCCCAUCAACACAGUCAUAGGGACGGUCACCGCGAGGGAUCCAGAUUACACAGGAAGUCCUGUCAGAUACUUCAUCGAUCGGCACACAGACCUGGAGAGGCAGUUUAACAUCAAUGUAGACGAUGGGAAGAUCACACUUGCCAAGCCGCUGGACCGGGAGACGGACAUGUGGCACAACAUCACAGUAACUGCCACAGAAGUCAGAAAUCACAGUCAGAUAUCAAGAGCAAUUGUGGCCAUAAGAGUAAUGGACAUAAAUGACAAUGCCCCCGAGUUUGCCACUGAAUAUGAGGCCUUUCUGUGUGAAAACGGAAAUCCUGGACAGGUGAUCCAGACCGUCAGCGCAGUAGACAAAGACGACCCAAUCCAGGGCCACUACUUUGACUAUCGUUUAGUGCCCGAGAUGCUCAACAACCCCAAUUUUACCAUCAAAAACAACCCAGACAAUUCAAUCAGCGUGCUCGCCAAACAUGAUACCUUCCGACGACAGAAACAGGAGAUGUACUUCCUGCCAAUCAUUGUGACGGACAAUGGGAAUCCACCGAUGAGCAGCACCAACACUCUGACCAUCCGAGUCUGUGGAUGCAGCAAGGACGGCAUAGUGCAGUCGUGUAAUGUGGAGGCCUAUGUCUUACCUAUUGGCCUUAGUAUGGGAGCCCUCAUUGCCAUCCUGGCCUGCAUUAUACUGCUGUUAGUAAUAGUCGUACUAUUUGUGACCCUGAGAAGACACAAGAAUGAGCCUCUGAUCAUCAAGGAUGACGAGGACGUGAGAGAGAAUAUCAUCCGCUACGAUGACGAAGGAGGCGGCGAAGAGGACACGGAGGCAUUCGACAUCGCCACGCUGCAGAACCCAGACGGCAUCAGUGGUUACUUACCUCGCAAGGACAUCAAGCCCGACCUGCAGUUUAUGCCCCGAGCAGGCCAGCAGUCGGGCCCCAAUGGUGUGGAUGUGGAUGAGUUCAUCAACAUACGGCUUCACGAGGCAGAUAAUGACCCCACAGCGCCCCCUUAUGACUCCAUACAGAUCUAUGGAUACGAGGGUCGUGGAUCCAUUGCUGGCUCACUCAGCUCACUAGAAACUGCGUCGUCAGACUCAGACCAGAACUAUGACUAUCUCAGAGAGUGGGGUCCACGCUUCAGAAGACUGGGGGAGCUCUACUCUGUGGGCGAGAGUGACCGCGAGACCUGACCUUUGGUCUGUUAGGGGAAAAAAAGACCUUCGCGAUUUGUUUUCUGUCCGCAUACUUGUGUAUUAAAUGCUAGGGGGUUUGCUGGCUUUUAGGUACAGGUGUUUAAAAACAAACAAACAAACAAACAAAAAAAAAUAACAGUUAAAAAGGGAGGCCAACUUUUUGUAUUCUUAUUAGAGUGAUAGCAGUUGUCAUCCACUACGUCAAGCGCAUUGUAACUGUUGAGCCAAACAAUGUCUUUUUAUUAGGAGAGCUAUGAUUCUUGUGGAGUGUAACUUAGAUCCCUUUGUGGAGUGUCUAGCAGUAUUUUGGGUGUUAGUCAUUUGCCGUGACUGCCAGUAGCAGAAGAAUCCUGGGUUUGCUGAGAGUUGCCCAAUGAAGUGAAAGGAUGGAUAUUUUUGGGUUCUCUCAAGCUUGAGUGGACAUCAUACUCCAUGCGACAAGGGCAGCGAGCUGGACUACAAAAGCUGCAGAAGGACUCUUGUUUCAUAACUGGCUGCCGAAGCCGCACUGCUGAUUGGUGAGCUGAAACAAAACGAUGAUAAAAGCAAUAUAUGGUCUACAUUACAAUGAUGAAUGUAUGGAUGAUUGAAAAAAAGCAAAAAGACAAACACCAGUAUUGGCUUUAAAUGGCUUUGAAUUUGUUAUCAUUUGAUACAGUGUGUUCUCUGGUGGCAACAUUUAUAAACUAUCUAAAGCCCAGAAAGGCUUGCUUUAUACAACUCUUUGUAUUUACAUGCUACAGGUGUGGGUCGCAAGUGUUACUAGCCUAUAAAAGACUGAGAUGAAGACAAAAAAGAGAAAUGUAGAAACUCUGAGGCCUUCUUUUUACAGAAGCAACAUUAAAUACAAUUGUAAUCUACUGUUUUUUGACAAGAGAUGUGUUGAUUCCUCAUUAUUGUUCUAUGAGUUUUUGUAUAUUUGUUCUUAAAUCAUUUCUUUGUGCUGACAGUUUGUGGUGUAUUUAGAUUAUUUCACAUGAAGCUGUUUUUCAGCCACUUGAACACGAUUUCAUAAUAGCCAAACCUUAUCAUGAAUUUACUGCAGUUGAUGAAAUAGACUAGAUGUAAGCGGGCACCAAGAGCUCACUCGCAAGUUACUGUAACAAUGCAGAUGAUCUACUCAUUUGGGACUGUAAGGAGUGUCUCAUACUAUAUUUUGGGGUACAGCCAGUGGCCGGUUGAGCACAAAUGUCAAAAUUGAUACCUACCCAUAGUAUGUGACUCUCUCCAGACAUCAAAUCUCAUUUAGGAAAGAUUGCAUUAGCCCAAGAAAAAAAAUGGAGACUCAAAUCCAGACCAUGUGCAUAUUGUGCUUACACUGUAUGAUAUCAAGAAAAUGACUUGUACUGUACAUAGCGUUACUGCUAAUGUCAUUAGCUUUUAAUGAGGUGGUAGGUUUCGUCUCUGCACGUUAGCUCUUGCACAUAACGAGAAUCUCAAUGGCACUACAGCUGCGUGCAUACUCAGUUUGUACUGAUACAGUAUUAUGGCAGUUCUCGGUAGACUAAACAAUAUAUACGGAAUAGUCCUACAUGCAGAUCAUAUUUUCUACUGUGCUUUAAUGCUUAUAAAUGUGUAUGUUCAAUUAUUUACUCCCUGUACUGUAAUCUAAGAUACCCUGUAUUGUUUCCUACUUUGUGAAAUAUAUUUUUAUAAAUA
Solea senegalensis (Senegalese sole) is the source of this 5126-nucleotide messenger RNA. RefSeq names its product cadherin 8 (gene cdh8). The coding region runs from base 1434 to 3464 and encodes 676 amino acids. The record is from RefSeq and is a predicted model, not a curated record. Gene Ontology annotation, biological process: cell morphogenesis; multicellular organism development; homophilic cell-cell adhesion. Gene Ontology annotation, cellular component: catenin complex; synaptic cleft; axon terminus. Gene Ontology annotation, molecular function: cadherin binding; calcium ion binding. NCBI's taxonomy places the organism in Eukaryota, Metazoa, Chordata, Actinopteri, Pleuronectiformes, Soleidae. The transcript has 11 exons.